AUGGCAAACAACUCCUCGUCACGCCAGACUGAGUUGGGUGAUCCUCGCAGUACUCCGCUGGUCCACUUGACAAACACUGAUUGUCAAGAGAUGUCGUACAAGUCCCUCGAGGAGGGCUUCGUUGUCGAUGUGUUAGGCAAGCACUAUUCACCCAUCGAGGGCCACAAAGAUGAGAAGAUGUUUGCCGACUUGGAGAAGAAGCACGAGUGGCUAGAGGGUCUCGUCGGCGGUGACGAUUCUCAGGGAGGAGACGACGACCACGAGAAGUCACUCAACAGGAGGGAGCCACGACCACCAGGCACGAACUAG
Molecule: messenger RNA, 309 nt
Organism: Diaporthe citri
Lineage: Eukaryota; Fungi; Ascomycota; Sordariomycetes; Diaporthales; Diaporthaceae
Exons: 3
Coding region: 1-309 (102 amino acids)
Source: RefSeq, a predicted model, not a curated record